Messenger RNA from Microthlaspi erraticum, 501 nucleotides. NCBI's taxonomy places the organism in Eukaryota, Viridiplantae, Streptophyta, Magnoliopsida, Brassicales, Brassicaceae. The record is from the annotation of a GenBank genome assembly.
AUGGGAAGCUUCUUCAUCCUCCGUUGCUUCUUGUUAUUCUUCUUCUUGUUCGACGGAGCAUUUGCAGCUACGGGGAAGAUAUGGAGCAGAGCAGAGAUGGUGGAGAUGGCUGGCUACGGUGAACAGAAACUCUCCUCCGUGAUCAUCACCGGAUCUCUUCUCUGCGAAAACACUUCACGUCCUCAGCUUCGUCCCAUCGCCAUUCCAGGUGCUACUGUUGCCAUCAAGUGUCACACUGGACACAAAAGGAGAUCUAAAUGGAUUAAGGCUGUUACUGACGAUGUGGGAGAGUUUGAAAUCGAUCUUCCUUCCCAGCUCCACGCAAUUCCAGACCUUGAAAACACUUGUUUCAUCAAGCCAGUAAAUGUGCCUAAGCGCUACAGAUGCUACCACACUUGUACCAAUAUACACAAACGUAUCAAACGUGUCUCCUCCACCAACGGCUUACGUGUGUACACCUCAGGGAAGAUCAGGUUACAGAGCAACAGUUCAAGAUCAUAA